UCUAUAAAUUAGGUCCUAAAAGCGUAAUUUAGUCAAAGUAAAAGAUGAGGGGAGCUGGGUGAAAUUUUUUAAAAAUUUGGAGGGUUAAUGUUUACAUAAGAAAAUUCUAUAUUAAUUGCAGUAUGUCGACAGGGAAAGGGAAAAGUGAAAACUAAAGAAAAAGGGUUUUUUUGUGGAUUUCCUCUGUAAUUUCGAAAUCGCUUUUGUGUUUUCGGGGUCCUUUCAUAUUUUUCGACUUCAACCGCAACGUAUAUCAACGCAUAAGCGAGGGAGAUUCAAAAAGAAAAGAGUAAGCUCUCCAACUGAAGGCUAAAACUACAAAGGAAAUGGCUGACAAUACUUUCCUGCUUGAAGCAGCCUAGUGCUAGAUAUACAACCUAGUUUUGUCCUUUUGAGAGUUUCAACUGACUAAAGACUAUUACUCACUUUAAGUAUUUGUUCACAAAAGAUGAAGCGUCGACGCGGAAGCAAAAAAGGUAACGCAAAGAAGCCUCGGACAACUGGAACGAGUGAGGAUGCUCCUAAUAAUGGUAGUAUGAAUACAGAAACAAAUUCUGGCACAGAAGACUCUGACAAUGAUGGAGUUGACUCUGGAGUUGAGGCUGAGACACCAUCUUCUACCGUAACUGGUCUACCGGAAAAAACUGUAAUCGCUACUUCUGGUGCACCAAGGGAUAAACCUGCAGGUUUAGCAGUUUAUGGGCGUAUGAAAGUAAAGAUCAAAACUUCAAAACCGUUAGAAUCCCAGCGUACCUCUUCCGAAGCAGCUACUCCUAGUGAUACUGAUAAAAGUAGCCAGCAAGCUGGUCCAGAAAAACAGGUUGUUUCUAAUGAGAAAAUGGAAGACAGUGCAAACUCAUUGCCCGAGGAUAAUGUAACUACCACUGGAAAUGUGCCAAAAAAAUCUGGAGGCAUAAAGAUUAAGUCUUCAAAGGGCUUUUCUUCAAGCAUGAGCCCUUGUAGUAAUGCUGAAAUGAUGAAGGAAGAGAAGACAAAACAGCAAGAGCCUGAGUUACCUCGCCGUGAUUUGAGAUUCAACAAGCAGGAGCUAGACACUGCUUUGGAGGUUAUAAGAAAAAUUAUGAAAAUGGAUGCAGCAGAGCCCUUCAAUGUUCCAGUUGAUCCUAUCGCUCUUGGAAUUCCUGUAAAANUGGAGCUCAUGAAGCGGGUGAAAAAGAACUUUGCAAAGUACUGGACAGCAGCUGGCUUAUACAGUGAUCAUCUGCAAAGUGCCGAAAGCAGUCAAACUAAGGACACUACACCUUCAAGUCAUGGAAAGGAACCUACAAAAGGUGGUUCCUUUAGUCAGAAGAACAAAAGGCUUCAAGGGCUCAAGAAGCACAAGGAAGGAUGCCUUUGUGCUAUAUGUGUGAUGAUACGACGCAGGCAAGAGCGGGAGGAGAGCACUCGGCUGUUGGAUGACCAAGAGGCUAGUGAUGAUUAUCCAGAGGAGAAUAAACCAGAGGGAACUUCACCUGUUGAAAGUCGAGAGUACACCUCAUCAAAUAUGGAGAAUUCACCUGAGCAAGGUGGUGAUGCUAAUCUACAAAAAAAAGGAGCAGAGAGAAAGUUAACUGAAAAUCAGGGAGCUUUACAUGAGAAGCUAGAGGAAGAGAUGGAGAGUGAAAUGGGAAUCCAAAGUAAAAGUGCGGGCGUCACCUCUGAGCAUUUGCAGUCAGGUCAUGUGUCUGUAUAUGAGCGCAAAGCACAUCAUCAUAAGCAAAAUGUGGAGCCAGGUGGAGAUUUGCUGAAUGACACUCGAAAAGAAAAUGUGCAGCAUGGAGAUGAAAAUGCAGCAACUGGGCAACAGAGGCCAAAGGAGUUGCAAGACAAGUAUCAGAAAGCCAAGAUGUUGGAGAACCUGCGCUAUCUUGAAAAUCCAACAGUUAUGGAGUUAUCGCGAAUCCUAUUUGCCGAUAAUCAAAGAUCUGUCUGGAAUGGACCACAUUCACUGGUUAAGCGUGAGGGUUCUGCCCGCAAGAGCUCUAUUCAUGCAGCUAUUUCCAUGUUUAUGCAGUAGGUUAAUUCUUUUUCCAGAUGUUAAUGCACGUCGAACGUGUGAUUCUGAAGUUUUGGAGAAGGUCAAUACAAUUGAUUUUCCUUUGUUCUUUUUUGGUAGUGGUCAAAUGAUAAGUCAAGUGUACUUUGAGGGUGAUAAAUUCACUCCCAGUAACUUCUUUCUUUUAUAAAAAUAUUUGGGCGUUUCUUUGUAAA
Nicotiana tabacum (common tobacco) is the source of this 2214-nucleotide messenger RNA. NCBI's taxonomy places the organism in Eukaryota, Viridiplantae, Streptophyta, Magnoliopsida, Solanales, Solanaceae. The record is from RefSeq and is a predicted model, not a curated record.